This is a messenger RNA of Pogona vitticeps (central bearded dragon), 1923 nucleotides long. RefSeq names its product CDKN2A interacting protein N-terminal like (gene XTBD1). The record is from RefSeq and is a predicted model, not a curated record. Lineage: Eukaryota; Metazoa; Chordata; Lepidosauria; Squamata; Agamidae.
CGGGGAGGCGCCGCACUGCAAGCCUCGGAGCAGUCGAGAGGCGGACAGAGCGGCGCUGUUGUUCUUUCACAUCCGCUCUAACGGCCGCUCUGUGGAAAACGUAACUUCCCCCCUUUCCUUGCUGUCGUCCUUCUGGCAGGCUGUACGGAAGAGAGAUGGUGAAAGGGGACGACGAGAUCGUGGCCGAAACAGAAUUCCCGGAGCAGUUCCGCUCCUACUCGGAAAAUGAAAAGCACUGGCAAGCGCGCCGCGCCUUCAUUGUGCGCAAUAUCCCGCCGGGGGAUGAGGAGGCGCUCUCUCCCCUGCGCCUGGACCAGCUGCUCUCGCUCUCUAUGGUGUGGGCCAAUCACCUCUUCCUGGGAUGCAGCUACAGCAAAGAUCUAAUGGACAAGGUAACAGAAAUGGCUGAAGGGAUUGAAGUUGAAGAUGCACCACAUUUUACAACCCGUGAUGAAUUAAUGAAAAAGAAUCAGCACUAGUGACUAAGAGGACUGAGACCUGGCCUUUCAUUAUGCCUCACAACUGGCUUCCUUGGAGGACCUUCAUCUGGACAAUUCAAGAAGCUCCACUUCUUCCACUGAAUAUUCAUUUUAGAAGAUUGUGAAGACUAUAAAUUCAGAUUAAAGAAGAUAUUACAGACUUUUUGUCUGCCUUUGACCAGGCAUGCAUUCAAAACAGUGUUGUAGAAACAGGGAGGAGGCCUGGUGCAAGCGUUCUUCCUAGCAUUUAAGAUUCCAGCAAGUACUAAAUGAAGUAGAAUGUGCCAUCUAGGUGCCAGACAGAUAGAGAUAAGGUGCAGGCCCAGGGUGACAGAGAACAGAGACAUACUGUGUACUUUGUCACUGGUGUCUACAGUGACCAGACAGCAUAGUGUACCUGCCUAGAGCAGGGCACUAGAAUAGGGGACUGGCAGAUCUACAGAAGCUGCUCCAUGCCCCUAUUCUUGACAAGAUACAGGCCUGUGUUCAUGUAAUGAGAAUUUCAGUAAUGUAGUUGAAAAGUUGUUAGUUUUUUCACAGGGAGCUCCAUUGUCAUGGUAGCAAUGUGAAAUAGGUGAUGAAGUAUGGUAGCUUUGUGAGCAUCUGCUUUGUCAUUCAAAUUCUUUGUUCAGUAGUAAGAUAUACACUAGGGAUUUGGCAUGGCACAUAAAACUACCUGUGACUUUCCUGUUCUUACUGGUUAGGAAGAUCAUGGACACUGAUUAACUUCAGCGUGAAAAGGAGUUUACUGCUGAGGGAGAGGUGAAACCAUUAGGCUUGGAGUCCUUAUGAAUUUCUCUUUUGUUUAUUUUACUUCUCAACUCCAGGGAAAGGAACAGACACCACAACAGAGUUCCUCCAGUCUAUUAUUAAGUGUAGCUCUGUUCCUCUUAGAUGAAUAAAGGAGGGGAAGGUAGUGGCAGCUAUAGUUUAAAGUGAGCUCCCCUGUCAGAUUUUCAUAGUGGCUGGCCAGGGAAUAAGCUUUUGCAUUUAAAAUAUAUCACUCCUACCAGCCCUGUGCAGUAGUACUGUAGCCAGCAGGUAAGGAUGACACUUCUAGUAGGCUUCAUGUAACAAACUGCAGCAUCUGAUGGACAUACAAGUGUAACUCACCACAGAACAAAGCAUGCUGGUUGUCACAUGUUGAAAGGAAGCAUGGCACUUAAGGCCAGUGCCAUCUUCUUUUUGAAGGAUGAGCCAGCAGAGAGGAUCUGCAUGAUGCGGAGGAGGAGCAGGACACAUGGAAGGAGGAAGUGGGAGAACCUUGUAACUCCUAAUAACAGCCGAUUUUUAUUUGGUUGCAUUUUUAUUUCAUGUGUUAUGAGGUGAGAGUAUUUUUAUGUUUCUUGUGUAAGUCAUCCAGAGUAGUGACCUUUCAGUAAGUCAGGCAUAUAUAGGUUUCAGAAAUAAAAACAGAAAUAAUUAAAUAAAAACAAUUCUGGAA